ACGAUCGCUCCGUGUCUGGAGUGCUCGGUCCCUCCCCGCCCGCUCCCCAGCCCCCAAAACCUCUGCCCAGGGAUGUUGUGGCAAACGACCGUGCCCACUACGGGGAUGUCACCUUCCCACGGAAUCACAGCUGGGCAGGACACCCCUGUUCCCACCACUGCCAGCCCCAGAAAGGGGGGCGGGAUGCAAAAAGCAGCAUCAUUUGAUGGGAAAAUGAGUUUCUUUCAGCGCUGCAGUGCUGUGAAGGAGGCUCAGCCCGCUGGGAAGAGCAGCCCAAGGGAAGGCUCCUGCCCUUCGCUGGGUCUCCUGAUCCUGCAGAGAGGUUUGGGGACCAAAACCCUCCUGGGAACUGCGUCACGCAGCCUCCCCUGCUGUGCUGCUGGAGCUGGAGCUCAGCGUGCUCCGCCUGCACCGGCAGGGUCUCCCCUGCAGCCCCGGGGACACGGGCACGAGUCCCUGCCACCGCUGGAGCUGGCACCGGAGCAGCCACCAAGGGGCUGGGAAGGUGGCACCCCACAGCUCGUGGGGUGGGUGUCCAGCACCCCACAGCUCGUGGGGACACAGCGGCGGGCACGGAUCCAGCUUGGCCCACGGCCCCCGGGCAGGGCAAGGCUCUGGGGCUGCGGCUGUGCCCAGGAGAGGAGGCACUCGGAGCAGGGAAGAAGGUGGCCUUGGCAAGGACGAUGCUCGGCCGCACCAAGUGGGAGCUCCAACGUGCCCAGCAGUUUCCCUGUGCCGAUGGAGGGACGGGGGGUUCGCUCCCCGGUGGAUGGGAUUACUUCAGCCAAGCUCAUCCCUGCACUCAAACCCCUCCGAUGGGGCUUCCAUCUCUUGAACUGCUUCCCCUCGAGGCUCCUCAUGCCCCAGAGAUGUCCCCUUGGAUGUCUUUGAGGUCCCCUCUUUGCCAGCACAGCCGCCCCGAGGCUCUGAGGUGCAGCCACAUGGAUGGGCCGCGGCUCUCGGCUCUCCGGAGGGGAUUUUCCAUGACACUCCACACCCCGCUGCUCCGUGGACAUGGAUCAGACUUGUCCAAGCUGCUGCUUGGAGGAAGCCAAGUUAUUUGCCAUGGCUUUUCCUGGCCCGAUUCUCUUUCCCAGCUCAAAAAACUUUUGCUGAUUUCUUUUUUUUUCCCAAGUGAAUCCAGAGCAGCUUGGGGUUCUCCCGAGCCCGCAAAAGCAAAGCCCCUGGGAAGAGCAGUGGAAUGCCAAGCACCUCAGCAGCUCACACCAGCACUCCAAAGCCACCUGAGCCCCUCAUCCCCUCCUAGGAAGGAUGCUGCUGAUCCAUCGAGUUGUGCUCACCCAAGAGGAGGGUCCCCUGGGACUUCCCCUGUGCUGUCCCCACCCCCCAAAGCCACCAAGGGCCAGUGCCAUGGGAGCUGUGUGAUGGCUGGGCCCCAGCUGAGCCAUCCUGCCAACGAGCAUCCCACAGGCAGAGCAGGGCUGUGGAUACCCCAGGCUCUGGAGGAACCACAUCUCAGCACAGAUGUCAGCUGCGAGGGGCACAGGGAACACAGGACAGGGACCUUUUGGAGCUCCCAGGUGGGAGAGAUCAGCACUGGGCUGACCCCUUCCCUUCCUGCUGAUCCUGCUGAUCCUGCUGGAGCUGAUCCUGUGUCCAGGGGCAGGAGGGGAUGCUGUGCCUUGUCUCUGCUCCCCAUUUGCCCUCAUGGCCCCCACAGUGUGUUGAGAAGAGCCAGUCCUGGGUUGGGAGAUGCUCGGACAGGAUGGUUGGGGAGGUUGAUUUAAACCACCCGGUUGAAGACUCAGAUACAGAAAAUACAGCAAAGACCAAGAUGGACCAAGUCCCCAGUGCCCUGCAAGUGGGUGCAGGGGACAAGUCCAGGGCUAUGUGUCCAACCUGGGCCAAUUUGGGCACUGCCAGUUUAUGUAACACUCAGUGUCAACAUUGGCUGGUGUUUCUUUGCUGCCACGGUCGCCUUGGAGCUGCAGAGGGAACAAACACCGUGUCCCCUGGGAGCAUCCAUCCCUCUCCUCCUGCCCUCCAGCACUGGGGAAUUCUUAUUGCAUUUUUUUUCUCUU
This is a messenger RNA of Myiozetetes cayanensis, 2042 nucleotides long. RefSeq lists its product as uncharacterized. Bases 684 to 1748 code for a protein of 354 amino acids. The transcript has 2 exons. The record is from RefSeq and is a predicted model, not a curated record. Lineage: Eukaryota; Metazoa; Chordata; Aves; Passeriformes; Tyrannidae.